AUGAGACUUUGGGUUUUGGCAAUUUUAAGCUUUCUCAGCCUUUCCACAGCAGCUAUGCUUAGUAAGUAUUCAAACAAAUGGGGUCUGGAAAAUGAGGCUUUAAUUGUAAGAUGUCCUAGACAAGGAAGCUCUUCAUACUCUGUGGACUGGUAUUACUCAGAAACCAACAGAAAGAUUACUACCAAGAAAGAAAAUCAUGUAUUUGCCUCAAGGGAACUUCUUAAGCUUCUCCCCGCCAAAGUCACCGAUUCUGGAGUUUAUACCUGCAUUAUCAGAAGUCCUACUUUCAAUAAGACUGGAUAUGUGAAUGUCACCAUAUAUAAAAAACAACCAGAUUGCAAUAUUUCAGAUGACUUCAUAUAUUCAACAACAUCUGGGACAGAAAAAAAUUCCAGAAUAUAUUGUCCUACUAUUAGCCUCUACAAUUGGACGGCUCCUGUUGAGUGGUUUAAGAAUUGUAAAGCUCUUCAAGGAUCAAGGUACUACACACAAGGGACAUAUUUGCUGAUUGACAAUGCAACUAGCAAGGACUCGGGUGAUUAUACAUGCAAAUUUAUGCACAAUGAAAAUGGAGUCAAUUACAUCGUGACAGCAACCAGAUCAUUCACAGUUCAGGAUGAGAAUGGCUUCUCUUCGUUUCCAGUAAUUAUAGCCCCUCCACAAAAUGAAAUAAAAGAUGUAGAAAUCGGAAAAACAGCAUACAUUACUUGCUCAGCUUGCUUCGGGAAAGGCUCUCAGCUCAUGGCUGCUGUCCUGUGGCAGGUUAACAGAAGCAAAGUUGAGAACUUGAGUAAUGUAAGAAUUCAAGAGGAGCGAGAGCAAAAUCAAAGUUCUAGCAAUGACCUGACUUGUCAAAGCAUCGUUUUAAGAAUAGCUGAUGUGAGAGAAGAGGAUUUGUUGCUGAAGUAUGACUGUCUGGCUCUGAAUUCACAUGGCCUGACAAAGCGCAGAGUAAGACUAAGGAAAAAGCCAAUUGAUCAUCAAAGCACCUACUACAUACUUGCAGGAUUUGGCACAUUGUUAAUGCUAAUCAAUAUUAUGAUGAUAAUGCUGAAAGUGUUCUGGAUUGAGGUUACUCUAUUCUGGAGAGACACUGCUGGACAUUACAAAACUAGUAAUGAUGGGAAGAUCUAUGAUGCAUAUGUGAUCUACCCGCGGACCCACAAAGAUAAUCCAGAGGCGACAAGUUCUGUGGAGUACUUUGUUCACCAGAUUCUGCCUGAUGUUCUUGAAAAUAAAUGUGGCUAUAACUUAUGCAUUUAUGGCCGAGAUCUGUUACCUGGAGAAGAUGCGGCCACUGCGGUGGAAACCAACAUACAGAAGAGUAGGCGGCACAUUUUUAUCCUGACGCCUCAGAUCUUACACAGCAAGGAGUUUGCCUACGAGCAGGAGAUCGCCUUGCACAGCGCCCUCAUCCAUAACGACUCCAAAGCGAUUCUGAUUGAAAUGGAGGCUCUGAGUGAGCCAGGCGGGCUGCAGGGGAUGGAGAUGCAAGAUUCCCUCAGGCACCUCAUGAAAGUGCAGGGGACCAUCAAGUGGAGGGACGACCACGUGGCCAACAAGCGGUCCUUGAAUUCCAAAUUCUGGAAGCACGUGAGGUACCACAUGCCUGUGCCAAACAAACCUCCAAGAAAGCCUUCGCAUUUGGCUUCCCUGAGUGCCCAGGGGCCGCAGUGCCUGCGUGGACAUGCUGACACACCAGAUUUUGUAAAUGCGAACACCUCUUAG
Molecule: messenger RNA, 1728 nt
Organism: Pteropus alecto (black flying fox)
Lineage: Eukaryota; Metazoa; Chordata; Mammalia; Chiroptera; Pteropodidae
Gene: IL33R
Product: interleukin 1 receptor like 1
Exons: 10
Coding region: 1-1728 (575 amino acids)
Biological process (GO): signal transduction
Molecular function (GO): interleukin-1 receptor activity; interleukin-33 binding; interleukin-33 receptor activity
Source: RefSeq, a predicted model, not a curated record